AUGGCGUCCAUCAAUUCCCUCGUCAGCAGGCGAGCAGGCAAUCGUGGUGCUGUCACGAGAUUACUACCGAAAAUACAAGCUAUCAUCGACGAUCGACUCAUGGAAAAAGAACGCAAAAUUCACGAGCUGAAUAGAAAAUUGAUGGAUCUCCACAACAAAAUCAAAACUAUUGAAGCGUUGGACGAUGAAAUUCAAGGAGCCAUCGGUGAAGACGAGCUGGAGGCGGAAAUUGAUAACUCUUGUUCAGCCAACUCCAUUAUCAAGGAUGCCUUAGAUGCAGGUGAAUACGCACUCGAAGAGCUGCGAAAGGUAGCAAUCGACGAUCAGAUCGCCCUCAACGCGGUAACAGUUCCCUUGGCCCCCCACGCGCCAAUCGCUACAACAAUAGCUGUUCCUGAUUCAAGCAACCUGCCGAAAUUUAACUUGCCCGAGUUUGAUGGUUCAAUUUUACAAUGGUGUGCGUUCUGGGACGUAUUUGAAGUCGAAGUCCAUAACAAAACUAAAUACUCUGAUGCUACUAAGUUUAAUUUCCUAAACUCUCGCUUGACCGGUGAAGCCAAAGCUCUACUGAUGGGUCUCACACCUAACAACGCCAACUAUCCAAAGGCUGUAGAUCUGUUAAAAGAGCGUUUCGGACAACCGCACAAGAUCAUCAUGGCUCACAUGCGCGCUUUUUUAUCUCUACCGAAACCGGGAUUGGACAAGACAAGUUUGAGACGAUUCGUGGAUAAUCUAGAGGCAAACAUACGCGGACUUGAAGCACUAGGGAAAGGAAUGGAUUCGUAUGGUGAUUUGCUCGUUUGCAUCUUACUGGAUAAGUUAACCGCAGAUCUACGUCGCAACUUAGCAAGACAACACGGCGCGAUCGAAUGGACAUUGGAAGAACUAAGGAAUGCCAUGAAAAAAGAAAUUGAAAUUUUAGAAGACUCAACAGAUCAUUCCAUCAUUAAACAUUCAGAAUCGAACAAGCAAGCCGGUGUCAUGUUUACAAAAACAUCGCGAGUGGAAACCGAACGAAAACGAAUUAAGCAUUGCGCCUACUGUACAGGAAACCAUUUUCCCACAGACUGUAAUAAUGUAGUCACAACCGAGGAAAGAUACACUAUCGCUCGUGGUAAACAUCUAUGUUUUAACUGUCUACGAUCCCAUCAGUCAACAAACAACGAGUGUCCAUCCAAAUUUCGGUGCCGCAUAUGUCAAAAGGCUCAUCACACUAGUUUACAUUCAAACAGCCGACACGGUAAUUACACAAAUUCAUCUACGAGACCAAGGGUUGAAACAAACACUACCAUUUUAUCUUCAAAUCCCACAACCGUGGCCCUAACUGCAAACGGAUCUCGCAAUUCCUUUGCAUCACAAUCUUUCGUCUUGCUAGAAACAGCAGUUGUGCCCAUACAAGCCAAAGGUGUCACAUUAAAAGGCAAUGUUCUAAUCGACAAAGGAGCACAACGAUCGUUCAUCACUACGGAGCUCGCGAAGAAACUACAACUCAAAACGCUAUUUCGUGAAAAUCUAGUGUUAGUCGGUUUCGCUGCUGCUUCAUCUAAUGCAGAAAUCUACGAUGUCGUGCAAGUAUCAUUCAGAGACAUCAAUGGCUGUCCCAUUGACAUACAAGCUAUCGUCAUCAAUCACAUAGUCGAUCCACUGGAUGACCCUCAUAGGGCCUUAAUCGGAAACCUACCUCAUCUGCGAAAUUUGCAACUCGCACAUCCAGCAUCAAUGGAAUCUCAGUUCCGAAUCGACAUCCUCAUAGGAGCAGAUUAUUAUUGGGACAUCGUUAGCGACAAGAUAGUGCGUGGGCAAGGCCCCACAGCUGUAAGCUCGAAGCUCGGAUAUCUCUUAUCUGGUUGCGUAUCGAACCUACACGUAAACAACUCUGAUCAAACGGCAAUGCUAAACGUGUCCGUGGAAGAAAAAUUUGACAUUUCGAGACUUUGGGAUCUAGAAAUGCUGGGUAUUCAACCAGAAACAGAAGCCAUGGACAUCACCAGUGAGUAUCAGAACAACUGCAUCGAAUUCAAACAAAACAAAUAUCAAGCUCGUCUGCCAUGGAAGACAGAUCAUCCUACUCUCUCAUCCAAUCAAUUCGUAUGCGAACGCCGAACUCGUAGCAUGAUAAAGCGACUUGGGAAAACGCCUAGCAACUUACAAUUAUAUGAUUCCACUAUCCAACAACAACUGGCAAACGAAUUUAUUGAAAAGGUACCGCAUCACGAAAUCAACAUCAAGAGCGGAUGUCACUACGUACCACAUCAUGGAGUAAUCAAAGAAUCAACAACAACUCCUCUCAGAAUUGUUUACGAUUGCUCCUGCAAGACUUACAAGGGUGUCAGCUUAAAUGAUUGCUUGAACGUUGGACCUUCUCUACAAAACAACAUGUUAGAAAUCCUUCUACGUUUUCGAACACACAACAUCGGUCUCGUCGCUGAUAUCGAGAAAGCGUAUCAUCAGAUACUACUACACGAAGCAGAUCGAGAUUUUCUCAGAUUCUUUUGGAUCAAGGAUGGAAAGGACCCAAAUUCAGAGUUCGAAACCUAUCGUUUUCGAGUAAUACCAUUUGGAGCAAGUAGUUCGCCAUUCAUUUUGCUGUCGGUGAUCAAAAAGCACUUGGCAGAAUCCUCAUCUAAAAUCGCCAUUGACAUGGAUCAAAACAUUUACGUAGACAACUUAAUUUCCGGAUGCGAAACAGAAAAGGAAGCUCAUCAAUACUACAAUCAAGCAAACGCCAUUAUGAAACAAGCAGGCCUGAAACUACAAGAGUGGGCAACAAACAACAGAGCGGUACAAACAACAAUCAACCUCGACGAUGAAAGAGACAAGAAUUCCUUCAUCAAAAUCCUUGGGUUAAGAUGGUCUCGAUCAAAUGACACACUCAUGUUACCGAAGUUCUACUUGACCACUCCAAAUGCUACAACCGUAACGAAAAGAAUCGUUCUUCGUAAAAUUUCAACUGUUUACGACCCGAUGGGUUUCAUCUCACCAUUAACAAUCUCUGCACGGAUCCUGAUUCAAGAAAUUUGGAAAUUGAAACUACAGUGGGAUGAUCCGUUGUCGCCAGAGAUGCAGGAACGGUGGAAUGGAAUCACGCAAGCCAUCGAAAAAUCGAAUACCGAAGUUCCAAGAACCUACCUCACCACCGAUUCGAUAAUCCUUAAUUUCCUUUUUUCCUGA
Molecule: messenger RNA, 3171 nt
Organism: Daphnia carinata
Lineage: Eukaryota; Metazoa; Arthropoda; Branchiopoda; Diplostraca; Daphniidae
Exons: 1
Coding region: 1-3171 (1056 amino acids)
Source: RefSeq, a predicted model, not a curated record